AUGGUGGUGGAAAAGCCAGCCAAAAAGCUUAAGGUGGACUUGAGAGGCUUAGCCGCUGAGUGGGAUAGCUCGGAGUUAGUCAGGAACUACUUGCGGGAAAAUCCAAACGAAGGUUUGUUCCAUGAAGGCAUUGACACCCGUGUCAAACAUGCAUCCUAUGGGUACAUCAAUUGGAUCUUGCAAGCCAUCCUGCUACGUAGCUGUGGUCUUCAGGGACAGCCGCAGCCACGUGUCCGGGGUUUGCGGGAGCAACUUAGUUUGCUGUACAAGAAGAAUCACAGGGUCCCCAAGGAGAAAGAGGUCUUUGAGGAUGGGUGGCACAUUCGAAAAUUCUUAGUCUUGAUCAAGAACAAAACCAAGAAGAAGUUGGUUUCCAUAGAGUUAUGUGAAGAGAUCAACCGUGCCCAAGCAGAGAAAACUGCUGGGCGCACAGAGGACAAAAUGGAUGAUGAUGAUGACGCCUACGAUCAAUCAGACGAUGGCAGUGACAAUGAAUCCUCUUCGGAUGAUUCUGAUACUGAUUCAGAUCAAGAGAUUCCAAGUGAAAUCGUUGGACAAGACAUUCCACCGAUUGCCAACCAAGCUGGAGGUGUUACCGCCAAUGGGUUGCCCAUUGCGCCCAACUCAAGCCCAGGUUCCCUCCCGGUCUCAACGGUGCCGGCUGUCGGUCCUGCGCAUCCCUCCACGGAAGAUCCAGGUCGUCAGGAUGCUCCAUCUGAUGCAACUCAAGCUAUGCCUUUGGAUCUUUCUGCAGCCCGGGAAAAACUGGCUCAGCUGAGAGAACGCAAGCUGGGCAUCAGCAACGAGAUCCGGCGUUUGAAGUCCGAGAAUGGGCCUGCUCCCGAAGGUCGCCCUUCUGGCAUCAAGAUCACGGCAGCUGCGGCUGACAAUGUUGAUACCAUGCCAAUGGAUCUUAGGGAUGUACCAAUUCCAGAUUCCCUGGUGCCCACUUCAUCCCCGGAAGUUGCCUCCGAGAAACGCCGAGAACAGUACCAGCGUACAUCUCGAGCUCCUCCCACGGUGGAUCAGUCAUCCAAUGCUACUACACAGGUGGCCGUUCCGAAGAAGGACAACUCAAAGGAAUCUUUGGCAGCCAGCGUGCCAAUUUCGGGAGAUCAUGGUAGGGAGGACUUGGAAAGUUAUCCGAAGUCAAAACCAGCAGUUUUGACCCGGGAUGACCAACUUCGCUUUAAAGCCACAAACAAAGAGGAUCGGAAACAGAAGGCAAAGGCAAGAAAGGGAAAGAAAGGAAAGAAUGGAAAGAAGAAAAACAAAGGAAAGGGCAACAAAGCUCUGACCGGAACCAAAGCACCUAUCAGUCGCAAAAGGCGGAUGAUGAAAAAACAAACGAGCCAAGAUGAGAAAACACUUGAUGUUGCAGAGCCCGAAAUGACCGAAAAGCCUCAGAAGAAACCUCGAAAGGUUCCCACUGGCAGCUCAACUGAUGUCCCAAAAAGUCGUAGCAAACGAAAGGCAGAAGCAGUUGAACCAGUUAAUGUUGAUGAGAAGCCGCCCCGAAAGCGCAAGACAUGUACUGCUGAGCCGGAGGGCAAAGUUUCAGAAGCCAAGCCAAAAGCAAAGGCAAAGGCGAAGGCCAAAGCAGCCUCCAAAACAGGGGCAGCCCCCAAAAAAGGUGCAGCACCAAAGGCCAAAGCUUCAGCAGUCAAGCCUAAGGCAAAGGCAAAGGGCAGGCCCAAGAAGGAUCGCAAGGAUGACUUCAUGAAGCGCGGCUAUGAGUCUGAGAAGUUCAAUCCCGGUCAGGUUAAGAUGUGUGAAAAGUUUGCCAAAUCUUUUGACCCUGAAAUGGAAGUCAAAUCCAACGCUUUCAAACAGGAGGCUCGUGGACGCCUCCCCUCCUUUUCAACUUACAGGUUGAACAUCUACUGGACUAGGGCCAGUGUCGGAGUAACCCAUGUGAAGAACAACAAAGACGUGGUCAACUUCUCUUUCAACACAUCUUCGGCUUGCAGUGUCCAUAAGAUUGCAGUGGCUUUGCGAUGUGCGAUUCACGCUGUAGCUUAG
Messenger RNA from Cladocopium goreaui, 2022 nucleotides. Lineage: Eukaryota; Dinophyceae; Suessiales; Symbiodiniaceae. The record is from the annotation of a GenBank genome assembly.